Molecule: messenger RNA, 625 nt
Organism: Episyrphus balteatus (marmalade hoverfly)
Lineage: Eukaryota; Metazoa; Arthropoda; Insecta; Diptera; Syrphidae
Exons: 4
Coding region: 6-587 (193 amino acids)
Source: RefSeq, a predicted model, not a curated record
CAAACAUGCAUUCAAAAAAGUUAUUGCUCUUCUUUAGCUUUGGACUCCAUCUAAAAUUAUUUCAAUAUGCCGGAUUGUUAGUUCAAGGAGAAAAUGUAAACGCUAUAUUCAGGAAAAUCGAAUGUACAGACAGUGAUCCAGAAUUACUUGCUGAUAAUAUAACAUGUCGAGUUAAGGCCAUUAGUCGCAACUUGUAUCAUUUAAAUAUGCAUUUUUGGGUAAUUAAACCAGCGGAUAAUUUAAUCGUUCGUAUAAAAGUUUUUAAGAAAAAUAACACUUUUCAACCUUUUCUGAUCGAUAUUGAGGAGAAUUUUUGUGAUUUUCUUUCAAAAAAACAUGUCUCAGUUUAUAUGAGAAUUAUUGGUGAUAUGUAUUUUCCAUAUUCCAAUGUAAAUAAAUCGUGUCCAUUAAUGGGAGAACAAAUAUUUAAGGACAUGCCUCUUAAAUUAAAUAAAAUACCUUCGGUGUGGCCAGCUGGAGAGUAUCGCCUUGAUUCUAGAUUCUUUAGAAAUCAUAAAAGUGUGCUUACAAUUCGUUUUGGAUUUUAUGUGCCGGCAAGUUUAGGUGAAGGAAUCGGUAGAAGAUAAACAUCUUGAGUUUUGUAAUCACUCAUCAGUAACCCAGU